UCCAUUCUCAUUCGUUUUGUUAAACCCCUCCCUUUGGUUAGUUUCGUUUACCUGCUCCUCUGUUUCUCUCUUUCUUUUACUUUCUUUGCCUUUGAAUUCUCUUCCAUCCCCAUGUUGCUCUUCUUUCUUCACCUUCUGCUUCUGAGACUUGGGCUCUAGUUUCUUUCGCCAGCCAAGGAACACAAUUUCUCCACUCAAAAUGUUGAAACAAAAACUCUGUUUUCUCGACCAACAGAGGGGUUACUCUGCUUCAAUUUCUAUACAAAAACACUGCCAUCUCCACUUAAUAAAUGGCUGUUCUGAGGAUUUUCUUUCAACUCCAUUAAUAUUAUCUUUCUGUUUCAAUUAAUGGGUAUUAAUUAAAUAAUAAAAAAGAAGAAGAAUAAAAAUCAGAUCUCCUAAAUGUUUUGUUGCAACAAAAUUAAGUUGAACAGUAACCAUAGUUUGAUUAAUAUUAAAGUCUAUUCCAUGUGGUUGGUGGCUUAAGGUGGUAGGUUUAGAAAAAAAAAUGUCUUCUAGAAUUGUAUACGAUCUAUGUUGGUUUUGACUUUUUUUGGUGCUUAUCCAUCUCCGUUACUAAUAAUCAUGUUACAUCAUCACUUGCUCUGUUUUUUUAGUUGGAAAAAUGGCAGAGCGUGUGAUCACCCGAGUACACAGCCUCCGGGACCGUCUGGAUGACACAUUUAUUGCCCAUAGAAACGAGGUUUUGGCCUUGCUCACAAGGAUCGAGGGUAAGGGAAAAGGGAUUCUGCAACACCAUCAAUUUAUCCUAGAGUUCGAAGCCAUCCCUGAAGAAACCAGAAAGAAGCUCGCUGAUGGAGCAUUUUCUGAAAUAUUGAGAGCCAGUCAGGAAGCGAUCGUGUUGCCACCAUGGGUUGCACUUGCAGUUCGUCCAAGGCCUGGUGUUUGGGAGUAUAUUAAAGUGAAUGUCCACGCCCUUGUUGUUGAGGAACUCACUGUUGCCGAGUAUCUUCACUUCAAGGAAGAGCUUGUUGAUGGAAGUGCAAAUGGCAAUUUCGUUUUGGAAUUGGAUUUUGAGCCCUUCAAUGCAUCUUUCCCUCGCUCAACUCUUUCCAAGUCUAUCGGUAAUGGUGUCGAGUUCCUCAACCGCCACCUUUCGGCUAAAUUGUUCCAUGACAAGGAGAGCAUGCACCCUUUGCUUGAAUUCCUCAAAGUCCAUUGCCACAAAGGAAAGAACAUGAUGUUGAAUGACAGAAUUCAAAACCUGAAUUCCCUUCAACAUGUAUUGAGGAAGGCAGAAGAAUAUCUUGGUACACUGCCAGCUGAGACACCGUACGCUGAACUCGAACACAAGUUCCAGGAAAUCGGUUUAGAGAGAGGUUGGGGUGAUACCGCGGGGCGUGUGCUGGAGAUGAUCCAACUCCUUUUGGAUCUUCUCGAGGCCCCUGAUCCUUGCACCCUUGAGAAGUUCCUCGGGAGAGUUCCCAUGGUGUUCAAUGUUGUCAUCCUUACUCCUCACGGAUACUUUGCUCAAGACAACGUUUUGGGGUACCCCGACACCGGUGGCCAGGUUGUAUACAUCUUGGAUCAAGUCCGUGCCUUGGAGAACGAGAUGCUCCUCCGUAUCAAGCAGCAAGGACUCAACAUUACCCCUCGAAUCUUAAUUAUUACCAGACUUCUCCCUGACGCCGUUGGAACAACUUGUGGUCAACGAGUCGAGAAGGUAUACGGAACGGAAUACUCAGACAUCCUCCGAGUACCCUUUAGAACAGAGAAGGGAAUUGUACGUAGAUGGAUCUCGAGAUUCGAAGUCUGGCCCUACUUGGAAACUUACACUGAGGAUGUUGCUCACGAAAUUUCCAAAGAGUUGCAAGGCAAGCCCGAUCUCAUCAUCGGAAACUAUAGUGACGGCAACAUUGUUGCCUCGUUGCUGGCUCAUAAAUUGGGAGUCACACAGUGUACCAUUGCCCAUGCUUUGGAGAAAACAAAGUACCCAGAUUCCGAUAUUUACUGGAAGAAGCUCGAGGAUAAAUACCAUUUCUCCUGCCAAUUUACAGCUGAUCUUAUUGCAAUGAACCAUACAGAUUUCAUCAUCACUAGUACUUUCCAAGAAAUUGCAGGAAGCAAGGACACUGUUGGUCAAUAUGAGAGUCACACUGCUUUCACUCUUCCUGGUCUAUACCGAGUCGUACACGGUAUCGACGUAUUUGAUCCCAAAUUCAACAUCGUGUCUCCCGGUGCUGACAUGAGCAUAUACUUCCCUUACACCGAGGAGAAGAGGAGGUUGAAGCAUUUCCACCCCGAGAUUGAAGACCUCCUUUACAGCAAAGUCGAGAACGAAGAACACUUAUGUGUGCUAAACGACCGCAACAAGCCGAUCCUAUUCACAAUGGCAAGGCUGGACCGUGUUAAGAACUUAACCGGACUCGUCGAGUGGUACGGAAAGAAUGCAAAGCUUCGCGAGUUGGUUAACCUUGUAGUCGUAGGUGGAGACAGGAGAAAAGAAUCCAAAGAUUUAGAAGAGAAGGCCGAAAUGAAGAAGAUGUUUGAGCUGAUAGAAACAUACAAAUUGAACGGCCAAUUCAGAUGGAUAUCAUCGCAAAUGAACCGAGUUAGGAACGGUGAGCUGUACCGCUACAUUUGCGACACAAGGGGUGCCUUCGUACAACCAGCAUUGUACGAAGCCUUUGGAUUAACGGUUGUUGAAGCCAUGACUUGCGGGUUGCCCACAUUUGCUACCUGCAAUGGUGGACCAGCUGAAAUCAUUGUCCACGGUAAAUCUGGGUUCAACAUUGAUCCUUACCAUGGUGAUCAAGCUGCAGAGAUCCUUGUCGACUUCUUCGACAAAUGUAAAAAAGACCCAUCUCACUGGAACGACAUCUCUGAGGGUGGCUUGAAACGUAUCCAGGAGAAAUACACAUGGCAGAUAUACUCGGAGAGGCUAUUAACACUGACGGGAGUGUAUGGGUUCUGGAAGCACGUUUCCAACCUUGACCGUCGCGAGAGCCGCCGUUACCUGGAGAUGUUUUAUGCUCUUAAGUACCGCAAGCUGGCUGAAUCGGUUCCUCUGGCAGAGGAGAUGUAAAACAAAGGAAGAGGCGGGUUUUCCCUGGAGGAUUUUUCUGAGUUCUUCACAAUAAAAUAAUAAUAAUCUUUUGUUGUUUUCAUAUUUAUGGUCGGACAAGAAAAAGCCUCUUUUGUAUCUCUUUUCCUUUUUUUUUCUUUUUUUUUUUUGUUGUUUUAUUUUUCCCGGCAUUGUUAGAACAUGGAGGGGGUACUGCGCCCCUGGAUUCCAACAAAAGAUUGUGAUUUCCCUCAUUUUCUUUUUUUAUUUGUACGUGUCUCCCAAGUCCCAACUAGUGACGCCACCUGGUAUGACUAGACCUGACUAUGGGUUAUGUACGCCAUGAUAAAAUUUUAGAUCUUUUUAAUAGGUUUGGGUUUGGUUCGACUUAAAA
This is a messenger RNA of Gossypium raimondii (Peruvian cotton), 3419 nucleotides long. RefSeq names its product sucrose synthase. The record is from RefSeq and is a predicted model, not a curated record. NCBI's taxonomy places the organism in Eukaryota, Viridiplantae, Streptophyta, Magnoliopsida, Malvales, Malvaceae. The coding region runs from base 626 to 3046 and encodes 806 amino acids. Gene Ontology annotation, biological process: sucrose metabolic process. The transcript has 13 exons. Gene Ontology annotation, molecular function: sucrose synthase activity.